AUGGAGCAGCACCCCACACCUUCCUUGCCGGAACAUGGCAAUUUCUCUCAAGUCCUGUUUAACAAUGUGGAGAAGUUCUAUGUUCCUGGAGGAGAUGUCAUGUGCUGUUAUACCCUCACUGAAAACUUCAUCCCUCGUCGCAAGGACUGGAUUGGCAUCUUUAAAGUAGGGUGGAAGACAACCAAGGAGUAUUACACCUUCAUGUGGGCUCCCUUGCCCAAAGAUCUAAACAAGGAAUCAGCCACACAGCAGGAAAUCCAAUUCAAAGCUUAUUAUCUGCCCAAGGACAUGGAGCAUUACCAAUUCUGCUAUGUGGAUGAAGAUGGUUUGGUCCAGGGAACAAGUAUCCCUUUCCAGUUCCAUCCAGACCCUGAUGAGGACAUAAUGAUUGUUAUCAAUAAGGAAAAGAUGGAAGAGAUGGAACAGCUCAGUGAGGAGCUUUACCAAGAAAACCAGGAGCUAAAAGACAAGUAUGCUGACCUCCAUGAACAGCUCCAGAGGAAGCAGGUGGCACUGGAGGCAACAUGGCAGAAGAUAAAUAAGAACUUAGAACAGAAAGUGGAAGAGAAAGCCUCUUGGGAGGAAGAGAAGGCCUCUUGGGAGGAAGAGAAGGCCUCUUGGGAGGAAGAGAAGGCCUCUUGGGAGGAAGAGAAGGCCUCUUGGAAGGAAGAGAAGGCCUCUUGGAAGGAAGAGAAGGCCUCUUGGGAUGAAGAGAAGGCCUCUUGGGAUGAAGAGAAGGCCUCUUGGGAGGAAGAGAAGGCCUCUUGGGAGGAAGAGAAGGCCUCUUGGAAGGAAGAGAAGGCCUCUUGGAAGGAAGAGAAGGCCUCUUGGAAGGAAGAGAAGUCCUCUUGGGAGGAAGAGAAGGCCUCUUGGAAGGAAGAGAAGGCCUCUUGGGAGGAAGAGAAGGCCUCUUGGGAGGAAGAGAAGGCCUCUUGGAAGGAAGAGAAGGCUUCAUGGGAGGAAGAG
Messenger RNA from Arvicanthis niloticus (Nile rat), 966 nucleotides. It is a transcript of the gene Calcoco2, whose product is annotated as calcium binding and coiled-coil domain 2. NCBI's taxonomy places the organism in Eukaryota, Metazoa, Chordata, Mammalia, Rodentia, Muridae. The record is from RefSeq and is a predicted model, not a curated record. Gene Ontology annotation, cellular component: PML body; autophagosome. Gene Ontology annotation, biological process: xenophagy; positive regulation of autophagosome maturation.